AUGAUGGCCGACGGGUCGCCUUCCACACUGCGCGAGGAGCUUCUCUCAUUGGAUGCCCAGCGGUUAACAAUCGUGCAGGCGAUGGAAGAGGCCAUGGCGUUUCUCGACACCACACCUGUUGGAAUGCAUGCGCCUCUCGUCGACGAGGAGGGAUUCCCGCGGGAUGACUGCGAUCUGUACGCCGUGCGAAAGGCCCGACACACUGUGAACUGCGGAAAGAAUGAUCUCAAGUCUAUUGAAACCGCCAUGCAUGAGAAACUCGCCCUUCUACAUGAAAAGAAUCAAGAGGAGGCGAAACAGCAAAUGCAGCAGGCGGGUAAGAAGUCUGAAGAAGACGAAAAGGACCAACAAGAGAAGAAGAGGAAAAUAGAAGAAGAAGAACGAAAAAAACGUAUUCGCGAGAUAUCCGGCAAAACUCCAUUUGUGCGUGUAGUGUCUGUGGCGAUGGGAAGUCCCGGUGCGGAGGCUGGUCUCACCGCGGGGGAUCUCAUUCUGCAGUACGGCAGUCUCGACGCCGCUGGGAUCUCACUGCAUGGAUGGGAGGAAAUGGGGCGGGUGACCUCCACACACGAGGGACAGAUGUUAACAGUGUGGAUACGCCGUGAAGAAGGGGAAGAACAGGGAGAAGAGAAUGUAGUGAAUGAGGCACGUGAACUGUUUAUUGUGCCGCAGCGUUGGGCAGGUGGGGGACUUCUUGGCUGUGCGUUUGAGCCGUGUAUACCGGAUCCAUCGGCAUGA
Trypanosoma theileri is the source of this 738-nucleotide messenger RNA. RefSeq names its product putative proteasome 26S non-ATPase subunit 9. The transcript has a single exon. The coding region runs from base 1 to 738 and encodes 245 amino acids. NCBI's taxonomy places the organism in Eukaryota, Euglenozoa, Kinetoplastea, Trypanosomatida, Trypanosomatidae. The record is from RefSeq and is a predicted model, not a curated record. Gene Ontology annotation, biological process: proteasome regulatory particle assembly. Gene Ontology annotation, molecular function: protein binding. Gene Ontology annotation, cellular component: nucleus; cytoplasm.